Molecule: messenger RNA, 1139 nt
Organism: Contarinia nasturtii (swede midge)
Lineage: Eukaryota; Metazoa; Arthropoda; Insecta; Diptera; Cecidomyiidae
Product: B-cell receptor-associated protein 31
Exons: 4
Coding region: 319-1023 (234 amino acids)
Biological process (GO): endoplasmic reticulum to Golgi vesicle-mediated transport; intracellular protein transport
Cellular component (GO): endoplasmic reticulum membrane; endoplasmic reticulum
Source: RefSeq, a predicted model, not a curated record
AAUAUUGGUUUAAUUCUCUGAUGUGGCCUUUUCGUAUCGUCACUGCAAAUGAAACGCAUUAAUUGUGAAAUAUACACAUAAAUACCGCAAUAUUUGUAUUUUCUGAUUCAUUUUGCGUUACGUCUUUGUUAAAAAAAUUGAACAUCACCUCUUCAGUUUAAUCGUGAAAUUCAGUGAUACAGAUUCAGCUACUUAUUCGACUCGAUCUCCACAAUCGCCAUAACAAUAUACAUAAAGUAAUUUAUUUUGUCAAUACGAUCAAAAAUUCAAUUUUUGUUUUUAUAUAAAUUAGUUUAGGAAACUAUACAGUCCGAUAAAAUGAGUUUGGUUUGGACAAUAAUCGCUACAUUUUUGUACGUUGAAAUAGCCGUUGUGCUUCUGUUGGUAUUGCCAAUAGCAUCGCCUCAACGAUGGAAUCGAUUCUUCAAAUCACAGUUUCUGGCAAUGAUAAGUCGACAGGCGAACAUAUAUUUCGUCUUAUUGUUUGGCAUUUUGGUGCUGUUCCUGUUGGAAGCCAUCCGUGAGAUGCGCAAAUAUUCACAUCACGAAAACACCACUAGCGAGCACUUGAAUGUUGAAUUACAGCAUAGCAUGCGGUUGUUCCGUGCUCAACGUAACUUUUAUAUUUCGGGCUUUUCAAUUUUUUUGACAUUGGUCAUUCGUCGUUUGGUCAUUUUGAUUUCGUCACAAGCCCAAUUGUUGGCACAAUCGGAGGCAUCGAUGCGACAAGCACAAAGUGCAACAUCAGCCGCUCGUAGCUUAUUGUCACAACAAAAAACCGACGAUAAAUCGACUGACACCAAGAAAGGUGAUUCAAAACCUGAUGAAUUGUUUUGGUUAAAGAUUGGCGAAUUGAAGCAGAAAAUCGCAGACUUGAACAAAGAAUUAGAACAUGAACGAAAAGACAAAGAAGCAUUGAAAUCACAAGCAACUGGUUUGGAAAAGGAAUACGAUCGUCUCACUGAAGAAUACAGCAAACUUGAACGCCGAGUGACCGUGUCGGGUGGCGGCAAAGAUGAUUAAAUAAAAUCGAUCAUUUUUUUUUUUCGUUUUAAAAUUCCUCUCAGUAAACAUAAAUAAUAUUAACUUCCUUUGCUUUUAAAAGCGCUGAUUAUAAACAAUGAUUAGGAAAAAAUUAA